Messenger RNA from Nymphaea colorata (pocket water lily), 1112 nucleotides. RefSeq lists its product as uncharacterized. The coding region runs from base 133 to 864 and encodes 243 amino acids. NCBI's taxonomy places the organism in Eukaryota, Viridiplantae, Streptophyta, Magnoliopsida, Nymphaeales, Nymphaeaceae. The record is from RefSeq and is a predicted model, not a curated record. The transcript is spliced from 4 exons. Gene Ontology annotation, molecular function: nucleic acid binding. Gene Ontology annotation, cellular component: kinetochore.
CUCCCUGCUUGUGCUACCACGGCUGUGUCGCUGUCCCUGCAAGAGGCCAUACACAAGAUCAAGCGGAAGUCUGUUGGCAGCACUCUCCGGCCACCGGAUUGGACAACACAAUCGUCUUUCUUCCUCUUUGUCAUGGCUGGAGAGGAAGACGACUACAUGGGAGACUUAUCCCACUUUCUUCCUCCGGAGACCUCAGACUCUUCCCGAACCAAGAAGGUAACGAAUGAAAAGAGAAAAGCGAUGCCCUCGAAGCCGACCCAACGGAACCUCAGUUGGCAACAGAAGCGGAAGAUAAGCAGGGAGCAGCAGCAGAGGGAAGAGGACGAGAAAACCCUAUCUCUCGCCCAAACGGCAUUGGAACCGUCCAACAUCGGCUUCCGGAUGCUCCAGCAGAUGGGCUACAAGCCCGGUUCGGCACUCGGCAAGCAAGGCCAGGGCCAGGUCGAACCGGUGGGGCUCGAGAUCCGUCGCUCGCGCACAGGCAUCGGAGCUCUGACUCCUGCCGAAGCUCGUGCAAGCCGGGAGCGCGCCAGGAAGGAUAGACUGAGGGGGACGGAAGAAGGGUUAGCGUCUGAGUUCGGCAGCCGGCAGAAGAGCGCUUGGAGGGUCCGGAAGGUCACGGCGGAUUACAAGAAGGCAGAGGCAGCGUUGGCGCAAUUGGAGAACGCCGAAGUUGUAGCACCUCCACCGCCGGAGGAUGAUAGUGAGGAAGGCAAAGGCGAGGAGGUGAUCACAGAGGAGGACUUGCAGGAGCUACUGUCGAAGCUGAGAGACGAGCAUUUUUACUGUCUUUACUGUGGAUGUCAGUAUGAGUCCAUGGAAGCACUUCUGUCAAACUGCCCAGGAGAUGAAGAUGACCACUGAUCCUCAACGCGGCGAAGUUUGCAACCCCGUUCAAGUAAUGUUCAACUGAAUUUCCAAAUCUCUAACUGGUUUUGUUAGAGAGGAAAAACUUGUCUCAAGCACCAGCAAAUGAUAGUGCAAGUGUUGUGCCGUGUAAAGCAGGAGGGACAAUAUUUAUUGCUUUUACUGGUCCGGUAGAAUAUCGAAUUAAAACCAAUUUGGGUUUGAUGUGAAGUUCAUUGUGGCAUUUUUGAUGUGUUUGAAGGUAA